AUGAACAGCGCGACGCGGUUCGACGUGCCGGACGCCGACUUUUGCAGCUACUUGCUUGGGACGUGGAAGCGGACGCUCGAGUGGCGCAACUUUGGCUCGACCUUCAAGCACCUCCGCACGACCAACAACGUCGUGCUCAUCGAGGAAGACACGCUCGCGGCCAAGCAACCCAACACGCGCUUUCUCAAAUGGUCGUUUGGGCGUGGCAUCCGCAAGAGCGAGCUCACGAAUGCGUACACGAUCCAGUUCAUCCCGGACGAGCAAGGCACGUUCAUGGAGUGGAGCUUCGAAGGCGUGACAUGCCACGGCCUCUUCAAGCCCGAGUCGAGCGUCGCGAUCUUCAACUUUUGCCUCCAAGAGUCCAUGGUGACCAUCACGUAUCGUGUGCUGGAUGCCAACACCAUGGCCGUGUGCAUCGUGGAUGUUGACAGCGACCACGCGCCCACUAUUCAAUAUGGCAACAUGUAUCGCAUCGAUCCGUCCAAGUACCACCCGGACGAAGUCGUCGUCGACGAGAUAAUGAGCUAG
This is a messenger RNA of Saprolegnia parasitica CBS 223.65, 528 nucleotides long. RefSeq lists its product as hypothetical. The transcript has 5 exons. Bases 1 to 528 code for a protein of 175 amino acids. The record is from RefSeq and is a predicted model, not a curated record. Lineage: Eukaryota; Oomycota; Saprolegniomycetes; Saprolegniales; Saprolegniaceae.